CUAAUCCAGCUAGUGUAUUUAUGUCCAGUUGUUAUACUGAAAGUCUAUUUGCUUUGUCUAUCAUUUGCUGUUACUAUCAAUUUUGUGUCCAUCACAACAUCUAUUUGAAAAAGCCAUCUGUAUGUCGUUGGGUCAUCCCUGUACCUUAUUCCUACCUCCAGGAAACAUAUUGGAAUGUAGGGUUUUUAAGAAUGGGUUCUUAUGAAUGGAACCAAAGACAUAAUUUUAUCUUGGCAUCACCAAUAAACCAAUGGAUUAGUCGUUAUUUUAUAUCAUAUAUAUUAAUUGGUUUUAUAAUGCAUUGUAAUUUUCUACCAUGGACUUAA
Molecule: messenger RNA, 326 nt
Organism: Gigantopelta aegis
Lineage: Eukaryota; Metazoa; Mollusca; Gastropoda; Neomphalida; Peltospiridae
Product: GPI mannosyltransferase 2-like
Exons: 4
Biological process (GO): GPI anchor biosynthetic process
Cellular component (GO): mannosyltransferase complex; endoplasmic reticulum membrane
Molecular function (GO): alpha-1,6-mannosyltransferase activity; GPI mannosyltransferase activity
Source: RefSeq, a predicted model, not a curated record